Molecule: messenger RNA, 2163 nt
Organism: Colletotrichum phormii
Lineage: Eukaryota; Fungi; Ascomycota; Sordariomycetes; Glomerellales; Glomerellaceae
Exons: 7
Coding region: 262-2163 (633 amino acids)
Biological process (GO): regulation of DNA-templated transcription
Molecular function (GO): DNA-binding transcription factor activity, RNA polymerase II-specific; zinc ion binding
Source: RefSeq, a predicted model, not a curated record
AGCUCCAGCAACCCCAAGUAACCCCCUUGCCAAGCAAACCAGACGGCACCUAAUUAGACUUUGCGAGCUAAAACCAAUUCUUGACCCCCGAAGAAUCGAGAUCAUGAUGCAUCAUAACGGCUCGGGUGGGAUCGUCGCGGGCCUGGCAUGGUGCAUUUGUCCUUCAAAGUCCCCCCCCUCUCUUAUUGUAGCACAGCUCGCUGCACCACCAACAAACCGAUUUCUCCGUUCUCCGAGAUCCCUUUGACCACUUAGGUAAUCAUGCCUGACCAGUCCGCCCAGUUGAAUCCGCUUUCGUGCAAAAGAUGCAAACACAGAAAGGUCCGGUGUAGUCGUGGGAUGCCAACAUGCGAAAGAUGCAAAACCCACGAGACAGAAUGCGUCUAUCCUCAAAGAGUCAAGAGAAAGGUCACUCGGACAUUGACGGACCGUCUAUCCCUUGGCGAAUCCAGCACGACGGAUGACGCCCUGUCGGCCAUACUCGAAAGGUUACAGCGCGUCGAGAAGCACUGCACCACCCUCCCGAAUGGAAACCAAGAUCCGGAAUCCCGAGACGGGCCCCCUGCUUCCGUGGCUGCUGAUCCGCCCGCCGCCGCCCCGCCGCUCCGACAACGUACUUCAAGCUCCAACAGCGCCCCAUCCAACCUAUCCUCUCCCGCUCCCUCGAAUGUUGCCGGUGGGCAGGCAACUUCGCCGUGGACGUCAUUUGCCACGCCGAGUGCGAUUCCUGAACUCGAUGUCGCGGCUAUUCUCAAGGAUGCCGUUGAUCAAGUGCAACGAUUGAGAUUGCAGACUGUGUCUGCUUCGGUCAUCACUCAGAAUGUCAAGAUCCCUCCUGAGUUGGCCAAGCAAUGGAUCAAAAACUACUUCACGCACAUGCAUACAGACAUGUUCCUCAGUCUUGUGAACCCAAAACUCAUAGAGAUGAUUCCGGACCUUCUUGGCAUACCGCACGUCCAUCUCGAUCCAGCUAUUCUUGUAGUGUACUAUGGAGUCCUGUAUCACGGCUGUGGUCUAGGCCCGACGAUGCGGGAAAUCGAUGAAGGCCUAAGGUACAUCCGGACGCUCUACAUAUGCUGUCUUCGAACUCUACCACUUUGGCAACGUGAGGCAACAGGGUCCACGACCGACCUUAUUGCCGCUCUCACCAUGUGCCGCACCGCAGCCGAGUGCUUCGAUGAAGAACUGGCUUGGAGAAUGUACACCUACGCUUGCGAGUACGCGCAAGCACUCAACCUGCACAAUCUCGAUGCCUACAUGGCGGCGAUCGGCCAGGACGAGAGCAAACUCGAUGCCGAUCGGAAGGGCUUCUGGGAGUUGAUCCAAAUUGACUUCUUCUUCAGGUUGCUGUUCAACCGCCCGCCAGCCAUCACAGACAGCAUGAAUACGUGGAAGGUCAACUUACCUUGGCUAUCGUCGGGUAGCGCGCCGCCGGACCUCAAUGCCGUCCCGACGGUGACGUUCCUGAUGGGCUCAAGACUUACGUUCAUUUUGUCGCACUUCUUCCAGGAUCUUGAGUCACCGGAUUGCAACGAGGAGACCAUUCGGCCCAAAGCUGAGGAGUACUGUCGAGAAAUUGGCCAGCUCUUUGAUGAAUACCAAAUCGAAGACUGGAUCCAAAGAACAGUAGCAACAGGCGCAAAAACCGACGGCUGGUUGCUCGGCGACGUAGCCAUGACCGGUUACACCUACAUCAUCUUCAUCCUGCGCAAGCUCGCCGUCCUCACCUCCAAUUCGCCGCGCCCCGUGUCCUGCGAUGCCGAUAUCCCCGACUCCCCACUAGCCGUCGAGGCCUCGAGGGGCAUGCUCAGAGUCGUGCGGGCCAUCCUUGAGCAUAACCCAUAUCCUGAAACCAUGUGUGUGAUACUAGGCAUCUACCGCGCCUACGUCUCGUACGCUUGCCUCCUGGACCAGGUUCUGCGGGCCGUCGACGUAAGGAGCCACUACGACGACAUUGAGCUGUUGGAAGGGAUUGGCGAGGUGAUGCUCAAGGGGUCCAGAGACGAUCGGGACUUUGUGCCGUUGUUGAGGGCUAUACAGAGUCUUGGCAUGGAGGUCAAGAGGAGGCUGAAUGAUGUUGCGGCUACGGGUUCAGUUGCGAAUGCUUUGACUCCGGUGAUGAGUACAGGGGUUGAGUCUCUGGGGGUUGGCGCUGGAUGUUGA